Syngnathus acus (greater pipefish) is the source of this 1309-nucleotide messenger RNA. It is a transcript of the gene henmt1, whose product is annotated as HEN methyltransferase 1. Gene Ontology annotation, cellular component: nucleus; cytoplasm. The transcript is spliced from 9 exons. Lineage: Eukaryota; Metazoa; Chordata; Actinopteri; Syngnathiformes; Syngnathidae. Gene Ontology annotation, molecular function: O-methyltransferase activity; RNA methyltransferase activity. The coding region runs from base 24 to 1202 and encodes 392 amino acids. Gene Ontology annotation, biological process: piRNA processing; RNA methylation; siRNA processing. The record is from RefSeq and is a predicted model, not a curated record.
AUCUCCAAAAACAGCGAGGGGAAAUGAAUCCGUGGUUCAAACCGUCGCUUCACAGGCAGAGACAUGAGUUUGUCAUUGACUUUGUCAGGAGGAAUAAGCCCCAAAAGGUGGUGGACUUGGGUUGCGCUGAGUGCAGCCUUCUUCAAAAGCUCCGCUUUCAUCGUCAAAUUGAAUUGUUGGUCGGAGUUGACCUCAAUGGCCACAAGCUGAGAAAAAAGAUGCAUGGACUGGCUCCUCUAGCAACUGACUAUCUGCAGCCAACUUGGAAUCAACUGUGCGUGCAGCUAUACCAGGGCUGUCUCACGCAAAAAGAUGCUCGCUUCAAAGGAUUUGAUUUAGCGACCGCCAUUGAGCUUAUUGAGCACCUCCCACUUGAUGAUUUGAAGCGCUUCUGUGAGGUGCUCUUUGGAUACAUGGCUCCGCAAACAGUGAUCAUCAGCACACCAAAUUCGGACUUCAACCAGCUUUUUCCUUUAACGUCAGCUUUCAGGCACAGUGACCACAAGUUUGAAUGGAGCAGAGAGGAGUUCCAAUCCUGGUCCCAGAAUGUAUGCUCCAAGUUUGGCUACAAAGCCAAGUUCGGUGGUGUCGGACAAGCUCCCCCGGGCCAAGAGCAGACGAUUGGCUUCUGCACCCAGAUUGCUGUCUUUGACAGGCUCGCCGCCGCCACGGCGGACACGUUAAGUGACAGUGGAGAAGAUGCAUUCCCAUAUUUGCAGGUUUAUAAUGUCACUUAUCCCAGUCUGCGCGACCACAACAUUCUGCGCAAGACUCUGGUUAGUGAGUUGCUCUACUGGGCGGAAAAGAUGAAAAAUGAAUGGCUGGAAAAGAUGACGACGGGAGAUCAGGAGGAGGCAAAUCCAGUGGAGGAGAAAGGGAAGCAAGAAGGAGGAGGAGCCGUUGAAGAGAUCUUCUGGACAAGUGACCAAGAACCGCGGUGUCUCACAUUACACAGGCACGUGGCUGUUCCCCUACUUUUACUGUGGAAUCGCUGCCCCAACUUACGUGAAAUGAGUGCAAGUGUGGCGAAUCUCAGUCAAGUGGUCAUAGAUGAUCCCCAAAUCAAGAUGAAUGGCCUGCGCUCUGCCGUCAUUAUCUGCAGUCAGGAACGAGACCUCGGAGAUGAAGGCCCUAAUGACCUGCUCGACAGCGGCUAUGCAGAGAGCAGCUACGUGCGAGAGGAACACUGGGUGGUGGGUUAGGGUUAUUAGUUCGCCGCCACUCAGUUGGCGAGUCGGAUCAGCUACGCAUACGGUUUCAGAUGAGAGCCAAGGAUGUAAGAAGAAUAAAUAAAGUUGUACACCGCAAA